AUCCAGAGCACCGCGGUAGCGGCACUCUCCUUCGUGUUCCUACCGCGUCGAGCCCAAGUGGCUCGAGCCGCGGUCGUACGCAGCGCCACGCGUCCACAGCGAAGGACCCGAGGACCCACGGAAGUGACAGAAUGAAUCGCACCGCAUACACUGUGGGAGCUUUGCUUCUCCUCCUGGGGACCCUACUGCCAGCAGCUGAAGGGAAAAAGAAGGGGUCCCAGGGAGCCAUCCCGCCUCCUGACAAGGCUCAGCACAAUGACUCUGAGCAGACCCAGUCCCCACCCCAACCGGGCUCCAGGACCCGGGGGCGGGGCCAGGGGCGGGGCACUGCCAUGCCUGGAGAGGAGGUACUUGAGUCCAGCCAAGAGGCCCUGCAUGUAACAGAGCGCAAGUACCUGAAGCGAGAUUGGUGCAAAACUCAACCCCUGAAGCAGACCAUCCACGAGGAGGGCUGCAACAGCCGCACUAUCAUCAACCGCUUCUGCUAUGGUCAGUGCAACUCCUUCUACAUCCCCAGGCACAUCCGAAAGGAGGAAGGCUCCUUUCAGUCUUGCUCCUUCUGCAAGCCCAAGAAGUUCACUACCAUGAUGGUCACACUCAACUGUCCUGAGCUACAGCCACCCACCAAAAAGAAAAGGGUCACGCGUGUGAAGCAGUGUCGUUGCAUAUCCAUCGACUUGGAUUAAGUCAAAGGGGGCACAUUCAGCCUGUCAUAGCCAUGCCGAGAGCCACACCCAAACCACCCGAUUCCUACUUGGCUUAAAGAUAGAGGCCAGAAGAACCAGCAGUUGCUUCCUGGCUGGAGGCUGCUUAUGCAUAGUGUACGCGCAUGAGUGUGCAUGGGUACCUGUGAGUGUUUCAAAAACACCAGCGGAAACAACCUCCGCUUCAGAUGGUCAGAAAUGCCCACACCACUGGACCCAAACACCCACAGGGGCAGGGCUGUCGUUGGCUUUGUCAUUGUGUUUCAUGUGCCUCCUGGGCACCAGGAUUUCACUUGAGAAUGAAUACUAACGGAGGAGGUAACUCUGAGGGCUGCAUUAGACUCGGAACUGUUCAGUGCUCGCCCACAACCCAUUCCUUUCUUUGCUCUCCCUGACAUCUCAGUCUUAGCCCAUGUUCCUAAAUUAAUUAACUUGACCUUGGGUGUAAAUGUCGUUCGUCUUCUGAAGAACCUUCAGAAUGUGGGGAGACAUGUGAUGAAGGCACACAGGACAGAGGAUUGACACAGGAGCACUGAGGCUGAGGACCAGUCUGGGACAGUGAAAUUCAGUAGCAAGAUGUCCAGAGUCUAAAAGUUGUUUCUGCAAACAAUAUGAGCCUUGUUUUAGUAAAGGGGCUUUCUUGGUAUUUAAAAGAACCUAGAUGCACAGAGGAGAAAUAUAGUCAGCAAAAAAUCCAAUUCUCUGUGCCAGCUUCUGUGACCUACUGAUGCUAGCUGUAACCCAAAGUUAAGGGUGAAAUAUUGACCACUCCUGUUUUAAAACCCAAAUGAAAGAAAAAAGAUGUGUCCUCCUGCUUUACUUUGCCUCUUAGGAGGACAACCGAGAGCCUUGUUCACUGGGGUAAGAAAAGACAAAAUCCCCUAAGCUUAGUUUUGCUGGAUUAACAUUGCUUUUCUGUCAUUCCUGAAAAACGCUUCAAAGAUGCAGAACUUUUCAACAAAAUCCUGCUUUUGUUCUUUUGUUGAGGCCACCUGCCAAUAAGGAACAGUGUAAGAUGAGAGAGCUAUCUGCUGUGUUUGAGUUAGACGUGUCUAGGGCCCUUUCUGUUUGGUGUUUGUUAUAGGAGAGAAUCAUAGAUGAGAGAGAGAGAGAGAGAGAGAGAGAGAGAGAGAGAGAGAGAGAGAGAGAGGAGAUUGGCUGAUUGCACCUGGCUAGGUAGUGUAUAGAGAAGUAAGGGCUUUAUUUGCCUCUACUUCAUUUGCUCUCAGAGGGUCAAUAGGAAACUCAGUUAGGAAACCAGAGCACUAGGGUAUAUUAACAGGCUACCUACCCCAGUGGCUCUAUGUGGCACUGUAAUCAUUAUGCCUACUAUGGAUAUUGUCCUCUGAAUACACGUGGCUCCCCAAAUGUCUACUUAGCAUUCAUGUAAGGGCCAGAGUGAAAGGUGGAUGGGCCUUGGUAGGUUUUGGUUUGUUUGGCUAAACAAUACUCCUUAAGACUGAGAUUCUAGCUAUAAAUACCCCAAAUCCUUUUUUAUCUUUUCCUCUCAGAGUGACUAGGCAAGUGAUAUGUCAUUUGGAAGGCAGACAUUCACUGCCCAUCGAAGAUACCACAGUCAAAGAACCAUCAGAAGUAAAGAAACGUUUUAUUUUGGUCUAGUCCACUUCUAUGUGACAUCUAACCAGGAAAUUUAUUGUAAUGCAGAAGCUAUCUUGAAUUCCCAAAACGGUGGGUCUAAUUUUGAAAGUUUAAAAGUCACUACUGAUGAUCCCACACAAACUGAAUUUGCACCAGCAUGGCAAAUUCUGUGAGUUUCAUUUGUACCGUGUGCUCCUUCCCUGAAUCUUUGCAUCUUCCAUAUUCAUAGCCAAUAACUCACAGGAUGGAUUUGAUUAGGCCCACAAAUGCAAAGGCAGAGUUUGGGGGGUAGUAAGUACAUUGGAUUUACAUUUGGUUCAUGUCAAUAGGAUUGCCUCAAAAUUAACUUCUUUGAAACAAUCAGCAGCAUAAGUAUCCUAAAAGCAUAUCGCUGGCCAAAGAUGGGGAUAUCUGCCUUCCUUGCUGUGCCUAGACCGAGAUCAUCAAAAAUAUGUGUCCCUUAUCGUUUAUUGAAGAUGCCCUGUCUGUCGCUUAUUUUGGAUGCGCCAGUGAUAUAAUGGUGCACAUUUUCUCCAACAUUGUAGUAGAACUAUUCUUUGGCAAGAUUAGUUGCGAUCUCCAUCUUACCUAUUAAAAUAAUGCCAGAAACCAAACAUGAAUCUUACGGCAUUCAAUUUGUACUUGGCACAGAAAGAGGAAAACAACACACCAUGUCAGUCUGAGUGCUUAUUUGCAACUGUACUCUUCAAAGUGAAAAACCUGGAGGAAAGGCUAGUUUCCACCGUGUGGAAUGUGAAUAAGCAAAAAGUUAUAGUUAUUUAAUGUAAUUAGGAAUUCAAAGUCCUUUGGUUGCUGUGAUUUCAAACAUGUUUUCUUUCUCUAUUUUAUAUGAUAGCCUCUGAGUCAGGCAAAGAAGAAACGGGCCAUCAUAUGUUGCUAGAGACUUUUGUCAGGUCAGAGUGAAACACAGUCUUAUCACACGUGGACAGAUGUUACCAAGUCAAGGACAAGCUUUUAUUUUUUUAAAAUUGAAUGUUCCUUAAAGGUCAACACUUCUGAAGCAAUAUUAAGAAAGAUUUCAAAUGUUAUUUUGAGAGACUUAUGAUGUGCGUAUACAAGCAAAUGGCAGAUAAGGGUGGCUAGUUCAGACAUAUCCAAACAGACAUUUCCAAACAGGAAGUCCGAGCUGAAGGACUGAAAGAGAUUCUAUUGGUUUCUCAUUCCUCAAGAUAUCUAAUAUCAUCUACAUUGUGUAUUUUGUAUGCUUUAAUCAUUUUAAAACAACAAAAGAUUAUAUAGGCUAUGAUGGAACUACUACCUUGCUAUGGAUGAGGGUGAGGCAGGAUUUAAUGGUCUCAUAAAAGCUAAUUUGGCUUAAAGUUUUAUGAAUCUGUAACUAGAAUUUUAUUUUCAUCCUAAUAACAUUCUAUAUAACCUUUGCCAAAAAAGCAAUCAAUAAAUUAAACCUCUUCUUUUUUGUGUAUGUA
Molecule: messenger RNA, 3751 nt
Organism: Grammomys surdaster
Lineage: Eukaryota; Metazoa; Chordata; Mammalia; Rodentia; Muridae
Gene: Grem1
Product: gremlin 1, DAN family BMP antagonist
Exons: 2
Coding region: 132-686 (184 amino acids)
Biological process (GO): animal organ morphogenesis
Molecular function (GO): BMP binding; receptor ligand activity
Source: RefSeq, a predicted model, not a curated record